Penicillium cosmopolitanum is the source of this 939-nucleotide messenger RNA. RefSeq lists its product as uncharacterized. Bases 1 to 939 code for a protein of 312 amino acids. The record is from RefSeq and is a predicted model, not a curated record. Lineage: Eukaryota; Fungi; Ascomycota; Eurotiomycetes; Eurotiales; Aspergillaceae. The transcript has 2 exons.
AUGGCGUCUGUUCCCAAAUCAAGGAUCACUGAUAUCCCAUGGCACCAUCUUCUGCGUGCCUCUCUGCGCGAAUGUACCUGUUUACCGGACCCCGUUGCCCGGUCUUACAUGCGUGACUUUGUCCUGGACCGAUAUCGCCGCGCGUCUGACCACUCCAGCCGACCAGAAACCCAAAAGCUCCAACGAGCCCGCCAGGGACUGUCAAUACUUCGCAGAGCCAAUGAGGGUUAUCAGCUCCCUCUUGAAAAGGUCUUAUUUCUCUCAUACGGUCGUAUUGGCAAGCGGAGGCAAGAAUUGAUACACGACUUCAUCAAACCCCCCAUACCAAAGGAUACAGCUGCGGUCAAAGCACUCAUCGCGGAGCCCGCCAAAUUUGAAGACGGUUGGGAGCCUCCAGAGUUAAUGACAAGUCUCGCAAAAUCUCAGAUGAACAACGGAGUGGUUAUGACGGUUCGUCGUCGGCCACGGAUACAAAAACUCGAACCACCUAUACCAGAGAAGAAUUCCUGGGGUCGACCAGUGCCUAAGGAGCUUGGUAUCCUUGACGGGCUAUUGUCAAGAACUAUCCCCUGGAAGCCUGUGGAGCGGCGUAUACUCCCCACAACCCCUUCCCCAUCUUCCACCACUGAUAAUACCAUACUGGAUUUUCUGGUAGAGGGACCGCAAAAGGGCCACACAUUUCGUGAAUAUGUCCUUGGCCGGCCACACAAAUUCACACCCAGGUUCAUGCAGCGCCAAUGGAGGCGCAUUUCCGCACUGGUGCCUCGCGUGUACCAUAUUCCCAACUCUGAUAAAGCAUAUUUCAACUGGGAUACGCCGAAGCCAAUGCCGGUUGUGAAAUCGUCCGUCGUCGCGGAAGCAGACGUGGAUGAUAUCUUUGGAGAAAAAAUCGACCCACCUCCGAAGAAGGCCAAGCACCACACUACCCAGGAGAGUUGA